Molecule: messenger RNA, 1611 nt
Organism: Eruca vesicaria subsp. sativa (arugula)
Lineage: Eukaryota; Viridiplantae; Streptophyta; Magnoliopsida; Brassicales; Brassicaceae
Source: the annotation of a GenBank genome assembly
AAAAAACGGCGUCGUCAUGCCUUAGGCCUAAACAGUAGGUUGUGUGUUUGGCGUUAAUUAUCUCGCCGCCGGAACAGAGAAAGGAAAGUAGAUUUCUUCUCCUCCUCGGAUCACAAACGGAGCAUUUAGGGAUCGUGGCCGAGAGAUCGAAGAUUGUGAAAAAUCUUGCCUAUUGGAGUUGAUGGCAUCAGAGGAAGUGAAGAGGAGCGAAUCAGCAGCUGUAUCAACGAUAGUGAAUCUGGCGGAGGGAGCGAGGGAAGGAGUCAAAGCUCCGAGUUAUGCUGUCCUCAGCAUCUGCAAAUCCCUCUUCGCAGGUGGCGUCGCUGGUGGAGUGUCUCGAACUGCAGUUGCACCUCUGGAAAGGAUGAAGAUAUUGCUUCAGGUCCAAAAUCCACAUAACAUAAAGUAUAGUGGGACAGUCCAAGGGUUGAAGUAUAUUUGGAGAACAGAGGGCCUUCGUGGUCUCUUCAAAGGAAACGGCACCAACUGUGCUCGUAUUGUUCCUAAUUCUGCUGUCAAGUUUUUCAGCUAUGAGCAAGCUUCCAAGGGUAUACUGUACAUGUAUCGUCAGCAGACUGGAAAUGAAAAUGCACAACUCACUCCUGUUUUACGGCUUGGAGCUGGUGCAACUGCUGGAAUAAUAGCCAUGUCUGCAACAUACCCCAUGGAUAUGGUUCGUGGAAGGCUAACUGUCCAGACUGCGAACUCUCCUUAUCAAUAUAGAGGAAUUGCCCAUGCUUUGUCAACUGUCCUGCGAGAGGAAGGUCCGCGUGCCUUGUACCGUGGUUGGCUUCCAUCUGUGAUUGGAGUUGUUCCUUAUGUGGGUUUGAACUUUGCGGUCUAUGAGUCUCUAAAGGACUGGCUAGUUAAAGACAACCCAUUCGGACUAGUGGAGCACAAUGAACUGACCAUUAUAACGAGACUCUCUUGUGGUGCUAUAGCUGGAACAGUUGGUCAAACAAUUGCUUAUCCACUGGAUGUGAUUCGUAGGCGAAUGCAAAUGGUGGGGUGGAAAAGUGCGUCCUCUGUUGUUACUGGCGAGGGGAGAAGCAAGGCUUCGCUUGAAUACAACGGUAUGCUUGAUGCAUUUAAGAAAACAGUUCGUCAUGAAGGCUUUGGAGCAUUGUACAAGGGUUUGGUCCCCAACUCAGUGAAGGUUGUACCAUCAAUUGCGAUUGCUUUUGUGACAUAUGAAAUGGUGAAAGACGUUUUAGGAGUUGAGUUUAAGAUAUCAGACUGAGUCAUUUUGAUGAUAUCUUCAAGAAGACAGCAGCACACGUUCUAUUUUUGUAGCCGAGAAGACAGAAGAGAAGCUCGAAACUUAGGGGGUUUUUGAUUAUUCUUCUUUCAGCAUCCGUUGCUAUAGGGCUUUAGCCAAACUUUAUAUUUUAUCUUUUCGUUCUUUCUAUGUAUAGAUUGAGUUUUGUUCUGAAAAUCAAAUAAGUGAGAAGCCAACUAGAGCAAAGCCUAUUUGCUACUACUGAGAGUUUGUGUUUUUACAGGUUUUGGUUGUUGUCUUAAUUUUCCAUUAUUGUUAUGACUCUUAUUGGUAACUUGUGGAUUAGUUGAAUAAUUCAUGUAUGCUAGUCUCUAAAGUGUUUCUGAAGAGUG